Centropristis striata (black sea bass) is the source of this 1455-nucleotide messenger RNA. RefSeq names its product selenoprotein T, 1a (gene selenot1a). Lineage: Eukaryota; Metazoa; Chordata; Actinopteri; Perciformes; Serranidae. Gene Ontology annotation, molecular function: thioredoxin-disulfide reductase (NADPH) activity. The record is from RefSeq and is a predicted model, not a curated record. The transcript has 6 exons. Gene Ontology annotation, cellular component: endoplasmic reticulum membrane. Gene Ontology annotation, biological process: cell redox homeostasis.
UCUAUCUGCAGAUGCACAGUAGUGCAGGACACGCCCUCUAGAUAGGUUUAGACGCCGAAACUACUCUGUUAUGUUAAGGUAGAACAAACAAUCUAUGGUUUAUAGACAAUAAAUGGUUCUAUGAAUUAAAGGAAAGAUCUUGCUUUAGACUAAAAUAACUACGUUAGACCGGAAGUUGUCUCGGGGCGUGUUUUGCGUUAAAGUGGGCGUGUCGUGUCGUGUGAGAGGCUCCAGCAGGAACCUUGCUGAUUAGCUGCCUCUCCAUAUGACUGAGUGAGGAAACAAACCUCGGCACUGAUAGCGAUGAAGUGGUUGCGUUUUUCGCUCCUCGUUUUGGGGGUUUUCUCGCUGUGCUGCGCCACGUCUGGUGACAGCAGCGGCAUCAAGAAGAUGAAGAUGCAGUUUGCGACGGGUCCUCUCCUCAAGUUUCAAAUUUGCAUUUCCUGAGGGUAUAAGCGGGUGUUUGAGGAGUACACGCAGGCUUUGUACCAGCGGUACCCAGACAUCCGUAUUGAAGGGGAGAAUUAUCUCCCUGUGCCCCUCUAUCGACAUGUUGCUUCCUUCCUGUCUGUGUUCAAACUGCUGGUGAUUGGGCUGAUUAUUAUCGGCAGGGACCCAUUCGCCCUCCUCGGUAUGCAAGCCCCGGGCAUCUGGGAGUGGGGCCAGGGGAAUAAGAUUUAUGCCUGCAUGAUGGUGUUCUUCCUCAGCAAUAUGAUUGAAAACCAGUGUAUGUCUACAGGAGCAUUUGAGAUCACAUUAAAUGAUGUGCCAGUGUGGUCAAAACUAGAGUCAGGUCACCUGCCCUCCAUGCAGCAGCUUGUGCAAAUCCUGGACAACGAGAUGAAGAUGAAUGUUCACAUGAACACAGCACCACACCACCACUCCUAACCCUACUCGUCUCAUCCUGGCUGGAGCUAAAUGCCCCUCCAUGUUUGAGGUGGGUUUCUCACUGAGCUGUGAAGUGAUGUUUAUGAAGGUCUGCGCUGAAGGCAGGAGAACUGCUAGCACAGACUGGAUGCCCCCAUCAGUCUUCACCAUGCCCCUUGGGGACGACCCGCCCCUGACGCCAGAGUGGGAUCCAUGGCAACAGUGCCGGCCAUUCCUUUGUCAGUUUCUUGUACUAUUCAUACUACUGCAGAUUUCCUCCAGGUGACAUCAGUGGUCCCAUAAGGAGAGAUUUAUCAUUGAUUCUUAUAGUCUUUAACGUGUUGCAAAUAUUUGGAAUAUGUGAAUUAAAAAAAACAAGUGUCAUUUGUACUUAUGAGCCACAUGUAGAAUUUUAAGUUUAUUGUUCUAAAAGUAGCUUAGCCAUGUAGAAAACACAACACUUACAAUCUGUCAUCACUGGUGUGAGAUUAACAUUGAGGAAUUGUGUCUUGGUAUGAUUUCUGAAUAAUUUUUAUAUUUGCAUAACUUGAAGGAAGCUAAGAAGAUUAAUAAAACAUAUUGUAACUA